AUGGAUGAGAAGGCGGCCCUUCAGGAUUUCCCGGGAGGGAGAUCAGUCCAAACGUAUCCCUCCGCUCCUCCUGCACCGAAGUCUUCCUUUCGAGGCUGGAUUCUCCUGCUUGGUUCCCUGCUGGCCGGCGGCUGGUUCCUCUGGCCGCACUCCUGCCAGCUUGCUCGCGUGCGCACCCUCACGAUUGAGGACCGAGUGCAGAACAUACUGACUACGACACCCUUGAUUGAUGGUCAUGAUGAUUUCCCCAUUCAAAUUCGGGCGCGGUUCCAUAACCAUAUCAAUUCGCCCAACUUCACCGACUCCUUUCGCCACGGGACACUCCCGGGCCAUGUGGACCUCCCCCGCCUGAAGAAAGGGCAGGUUGGAGGCACCUUCUGGAGUGUCUACGUUCCUUGCCCCGAAGGGUGGGAGGACUUUUCGGAUGAGACCUAUGCGCCCAGUCGAUCUCAUGUCGCGCAUCCAGAAGACCUUCCCGGAUGUCUUCUCGACGCCCCCCAAUGGCACCACGGCUCUGGAUGCAUUCCGGAACGGCAAGAUCAUCUCCCCUACGGCAUUGAAGGGCUGCAGUCGAUUGGGAACUCACUGGCGCAUUUGCGAAUGUUCUAUGACAUGGGAGUGUCCUAUGCCACCCUCACCCAUAACUGCCACAACAAGUAUGCGGAUGCGGCGAUCGUGGAGCAGCCCGACGGCAGUUUGAGAACAGCAACCCCGCUUUGGCAUGGCGUCAGUCCCGCCGGCCAGAAGGUGGUGGCCGAGAUGAACCGACUGGGCAUGAUGGUCGAUCUGGCCCACGUGAGCGUCGAGACGAUGCGUGAUGUGUUGGGGGCGGGCAAGACCGAGUGGACCGGCAGUCGGGCCCCGGUCAUCUUCAGCCACAGCUCUGCCCAUGCCCUCUGCCCGCACCCACGCAACGUGCCGGAUGAGGUGUUGAAAUUGGUGCGACAGCGUAACUCGAUCGUGAUGGUGAACUUCGCGCCCGACUUCAUCUCCUGCCAUGCCUCUGAUCGAGAGGAUGGCAUGCCGGAGGUCGACUAUGACCAGGCCACCCUGGAGCGUGUUGCGGACCAUAUUAUGCAUAUUGGGACCGUGGCUGGGUUUGACCACGUUGGCUUGGGCAGUGACUUUGACGGGAUCCCGACGGUCCCCAAGGGCCUGGAAGACGUGUCCAAGUUCCCCGAUCUGAUCGCGGAGCUGCUGCGCCGCGGUCUCACCGAUGCCGAGGCCGCCAAGGUGGCUGGAGGGAAUCUACUACGAGUCUGGCGGGAGAUUGAUCAGGUCGCUCUCCAGAUGCAGGCGGAGGGCGUCCUGCCCGGGGAGGACUAA
Penicillium canariense is the source of this 1326-nucleotide messenger RNA. RefSeq names its product putative dipeptidase. The transcript has 3 exons. The record is from RefSeq and is a predicted model, not a curated record. Gene Ontology annotation, molecular function: metallodipeptidase activity. The coding region runs from base 1 to 1326 and encodes 441 amino acids. Gene Ontology annotation, biological process: proteolysis. NCBI's taxonomy places the organism in Eukaryota, Fungi, Ascomycota, Eurotiomycetes, Eurotiales, Aspergillaceae.